GAAUCUGAAGGCCUGCUGGCGCGAGAGGCGCUGGCGGCUGCGCGGGGUUCGCGCAUCUUCGCGCGUCCGUCCGUCGGUGGCCUCGGGGGAACGUGGUCGCGUCUCCUGCUAGCGUGGGCGGGCGGGCGGCUUGGCAUAGCGGGGCCUUGCUGUUGGUCGGCCGCGGCCGGUCCACAAUGGGCUUCUGAAGGGCCCGCCGCCACCAGGCGGGCCCGUUCGGCCCCUGGCGUUGUGGGCGCUGGCAGCGUCAUCGGACAAAGGCCUGGGCGCGGGGGUGCCCCGAGGCGGGCUCGCGGGUUCACUUCCUCCUCGGCCCGGAGGGUGCGCUUCCCUCUUGGCGGGUCUUGAAGCCCGCCCCACCACCGCCCCUGUGGCCCUGGCUGCGUGGGACCAUCAGGACUAAUUCUGUCCGGCGGAUCUCAUCCGGAUCGGGACCUGGUCCUGGGGGAGGCCCCCACCUCCCCUCCUAUUUGUUCUGGGGCCCAGGUGAGCGCCUCGUUCCCACUAGACUCUGUUUCACCGGCUACUACCGGGUCCGCCCCCUGGGAUUAGGAAAAGGGGAUUCUGGUCUGGCACGAGGGCGAGAGACCUGGGGGCAGGAGCCCCCUCCCCCCACGGCGGGACCGCGGGCAACGGAAUCCCAAAAGCAGCUGUUGUCUCCAGAGCAUUCCAGCUGCGCUUGGAUUUCGUUCCCUGCUCUCCUGCCUGAGCAACGUCCGGGCCCGCAGACACUUUGCCGGGCCGCUCUGGUCUUCUCCCCACAAGUGCGCCCUCAGGCUGAUGGUGGCAGGUAUAGACGCGGGAGACCUGGGGCUGGUGGUCAUCUGUGGAACCCCGGAGAGCAUUGGCGGGGGGAGGGCAGGCCCAGGGCAAUGGCGGUGAGUCCCACAGGGCCGUCGCAGCUCGCUAAAGAUAGCGCUUCACUUCCUGGGGAAAAACCACCCCAACCGUCUUCAUGGGCCUAAAGAGGCUGAAGUCCCCAGCUCGCCUCAGGCCCUUAACCCUGCUAGCAGCUGCCCCCGGGUCGGGAGCCUGCGGCAUGGAAAGCGCUUUGGAAUGACACGAUCACUCCCGUUGAGUGGGCACCCAAGAAGCCAUCGGGAAUGUCGUGUCCGCCCAGUGCUCUUUUGGCGCCUCCCAGCAGGGCUUCGCAGCCCUGGCCCAGAAAGGGGCUUUGCCAAGCUCUUCCUGCCCCUGGGGUCCCCUCCUCUCUAAGCUCUGGGCACAACGACCGCUCCAGGGCAGAGAUCGUGGGGUUUCCCAGCGCUCUAUGCUGAGUGGGGCUCCAUCUCUAUUAAAAAAGAAAACCAGGGGAGUUAGUCGAAAUGGAAGCAUUUGGGAGCCUUCCUGCUGGUAGAGAAGAGGGAUGCUUCCAGUUGAGGGCUAUCCUUGAGCCUUCUCCUAAGUCAUAUUGUUGCCCGCAUAAUGGCUCGUUGCCUAAAACAGGAAGCAGGAGGAUUACUAUUUAAAGUACACCAGUUUUAAGGAGAAGCAUUAAAAGCUGGUAAUUCUGGAAACGUCCAUAACGAUGGUCCAAGCUGCCUACAUUUCAAGAAGAGAAAAUCGGGAAUUCUAUCAGUGUGCGCAUUUAUCGGGAAUAAAGAUGAUUCAUAUCUCAACAAAGAAAUGCUUGCAAAUAACCUGAAACACUUUUUUUCUUUAAUGAGGUGUUUUUUUUUGUAGCUUAUGAAAGUGGCUUUACUGUUAGAUGCCUUUUGCCAGUGACAACCCAUUUGGAACGUUUGACGUUUUAACACGUGUAAAAUGGGGAAAAUGAAACAUUAUCACACAAAUACCGAGAUGUGAGACUUCGAUGAAGAGAAAAGGGAUCCAGGUUGAGCCCCUACUGCUUGGGUCGCGAGGAUCCUUUUCCUAAUUGCUAAUGUGAGGCCACAGUGAAGGCGCCUUGGGCCCACAGAAGACUCAGAAGGGAAGGUGGGCCGGAAGCGCCCGGCACAGCGCACUCGGGCGCACCUGUCCCCUCUGGGACUGCGCCGGGCCAAUCGCCCCUCCCGGAAGUUCGGCCUCUUGACACUUUGCUUCCGGUUCCGCUUGCUCCUUUCCGGUCGCCAUGGCGACGGGGCGCCUUGGCCUCGGGGAGACAUUGGGGGCCCUUAAUGCUGCCUUGGGACAAGGCGGCCCCGUGUGGUUCAAGGAGACGCGCGCCCGCCACCUGCGCGCCCGAGACUUCCUGGCGCCAAGGCGCGCGCUGCAGGCGCGCUUCGGAGACCAGCAGGUGAGCACAAGUCGGGCGGGGGCUCAUGGCCGCAUGUAGUAGAGGCGCCGGGGCCCGCUCACCCGCCCGUUCACCUGCAGGUGCCAGAGCCUGUGGUCACUGCAGUUGCCGGCCUGCAGGGCCCCGGCGUGGCCCCGGUGCUGCGCUGCGCGCCCACCCCUGCCGGCCUGGCGCUCCAGCUGCGGCGGCCUGCUGUCUUCGAGCGCGUCCUCAGCUCGGUGGCCGCCUACGCCGCGCCUGCCGCGCCUGCCGCGCCUGGUCCUCGCGUCGUCCUGCAUUGCGCCGCGCUGCGCGGUGCCCCCUGCACCCUCCGCCUGAGCCAGCUGCGUGCCAUUCUUGUAGCCGAUCAUCUGGCGCGAGCCCUGCGCGCUCGCGGGUGAGCCGGGGCGUGGGGCCCAAACGGAGAAGACAGGACCUCUCGGGGCCUAGAGCGGCGCCGCCCUCGGGGAUGGACGCUGGGAGUGGGAAAAAGAAGGAAGAGCUGGGCUGCGUGCGCCGGCUGAGGCGGCCUCCCUCGCUUCACAGGGUGACUGUGCGCCUGGUGCCCGCGGCGCGGGACCCGCACAUGAGGACCUUCUUGCAGCAACUGCGAGUGGAAUGGCCCGCUGCCUCGGAGAGAGCCGCGACCGAAGCCCUGAGGAGCCGCGCUCUUGCUGAGCAUACUUCUGCCCACGAUGGGGAGGUCCUGCCCCCUGGCAUCCUGGGCAGAGUGUGCCUUAAAGAGCUGGUGGAAAAGCAGGGGCGCUUAGCUGGCUAUGACCCCAACCUAGACAGCUGUCUCGUGACUGAGGAUCUUCUCUCCUUGCUGGCCGAGCUGCAGGAGGCUGUGCAGAAUUGGCCUGAGGACAGCUCCCCAGGCGUGGCUGGGACCCCAGACCCUGGUACAGACAGCUGCAUUGUUGUCCAUGUGGUAAGCUGCGAGGAAGAGUUCCAGCAACAGAAGUUAGACCUGCUUUGGUGCAAGUUGGAUGACCAGGCUCCCCUCAGACAGAAGCACCUGGUCUGUGGCCCAGUGAAAGUAGCUGGUGGACCUGGUACCCUGACCGUCCCAGAGUACUACGAGCUCCGGCUUGCCCAGGUAUGCAAGGCCUCAGCACUCAAGCAUGGCGGGGAUCUGGCACAAGACCCAGCCUGGACAGAGAUCUUUGGGAUUCUCUCUGUGGCUACCAUCAAAUUUGAGAUGCUCAGCACAGCCCCCCAGAGUCAGCUGCUCCUGACCCUGGCCGACAGCAGCGUUUCCACAAAGGGCACCAAAAGUGGCACCUUUGUCAUGUAUAAUUGUGCCCGCCUUGCCACACUCUUUGAGAGUUACAACCACAGCAUGGAACAAGGUCUGUACCCCACCUUUCCACGCGUGAGCAGCCUGGACUUCUCACUGCUACAAGACGAGGGUGAGUGGCUGUUGCUCUUCAAUAGCAUCCUCCCCUUCCCGGACAUGCUGAGCCAGACGGCAGCCCUGGCCUACACUGCCCCGGGGCUCCACAUCACUGCACACACGGAGAUGGUUUGCAAGUUCCUGGUGCAGCUCAGCAUGGAUUUCAGCUCGUACUACAACCGUGUACACGUCUUAGGGGAGCCCCGACCACACCUCUUUGGUCAGAUGUUUGCACGCCUGCAGCUUCUGCGGGCCGUGCGUGAAGUGCUGCACGCUGGCCUGGCCAUGCUGGGCCUCCCUCCAUUGAACCAUAUCUGAAGCAACAAGGCCCUAAUGU
This is a messenger RNA of Trichechus manatus latirostris (Florida manatee), 3948 nucleotides long. RefSeq names its product DALR anticodon binding domain containing 3 (gene DALRD3). The record is from RefSeq and is a predicted model, not a curated record. The transcript is spliced from 10 exons. Gene Ontology annotation, molecular function: tRNA binding; ATP binding; arginine-tRNA ligase activity. The coding region runs from base 2262 to 3929 and encodes 555 amino acids. Gene Ontology annotation, biological process: tRNA C3-cytosine methylation; arginyl-tRNA aminoacylation. NCBI's taxonomy places the organism in Eukaryota, Metazoa, Chordata, Mammalia, Sirenia, Trichechidae.